UCUCCACUGAACAGACACAUUACUUAGUUCUCACAUAAAAUUAGGUGAGACACACACAUUCACAAUGAGUGAGGACCUAAUGUAACUUAACGGCGGUUCAAAGUCUGGAAAACAUGUCAUACUGUAGACAGUUUUAAUAGCUCUCAUUACGGCCUAUAAAGUUAUAAAAUAACAAUGCAUGGAAAGCCCAACUAGUCUCUGAACAGCAAGUGGUUCAGUCUGGCUGAGCACCUGGGCUUCUUCCAGAAUUCGACCAGGAGAGGUGGACUGUGAUAUCUGCUCUGAGGUCCAAGCUGUGAAGUUCUGUCUGACCUGCAGUGUGUCCUACUGUGAGACCCACGUCAGGAAGCACUACACAGUACCUAAACUACAGAGACACACCCUGGUGGAUGUGACUGGAGACCUGGAGGAGAAACUCUGUCAACAUGACUACAGUCCUCUGGACGUGUUCUGCAGGACAGACCAGAUGCUGAUCUGCAGUCAGUGUGCAGAGACAAACCACAAAGGACAUGAUACCAUCCUCCAUGAGAUAAAGAAAGCAGGAAGACAGAGUUGUGAUGGCAACCAGCACGCAAUGCUGUCCUCAGAUGAUGUACUUCCUGCUCCAGACCAGCUGACUGUUGACUCAAUGGACAACACAUCAGCUGCUGUUAGCUGGAGACAGCCACCAGGAUUGGACCAAACCCAAAAUCAUUACCAGAUCUCCUACCACUGUCCAGGGACAGAACCACACAUCACUACCACAUCUUCACACAGCAUCACUCUCUCUGACCUGAAACCUGGUACUGAAUACUCAGUCACUGUCUGCACUGUGCUGGAAAAUGGAAAGCAAAGUCAACUGGCGUUAACAACAUUCACCACAGUACUUCCUGCUCCAGACCAGCUGACUGUUGACUCAGUGGACACCACAUCAGCUGCUGUUAGCUGGAGCCAGCCACCAGGAUUGGACCAAACCCAACAUCAUUACCAGAUCUCCUACCACUGUCCAGGGACAGAACGACACAUCACUACCACAUCUUCACACAGCAUCACUCUCUCUGACCUGCAACGUGGUACUCAGUACUCUGUCACUGUCUGCACUGUGCUGGAAAAUGGAAAGCAAAGUCAACUGGUGUCAACAACCCUCAACACAGUACAUUUUCAGUGGUGGAAGAGACCCUCAAGAGUUGCUGCAGUGUGUGUUCUACUGGCUGUGAUUCUAGGCCUGUUGGAAUCCUAUGCAGAGAUUGACCAGUUGCAGAAUAGUCUAAAUACCAGGACCACUGAGAGAGACCAGCUAAAGACCAGACUUAGGUUCUAUGAGAAACCCUGUCUGGACGGAUGGUGGAAGUUUGGCACCAGCUGUUAUUAUGUCUCCUCCACAAUGGAAACAGGCAGGGGUGGUCAGAAGGAGUGCAGAGCAAUGGGUGCAGACGAUGUUAUUAUAAACAGCAGAGAAGAACAGAUAUUUAUCAAUGGAUUUAAGAAGAAUGUCUGGAUUGGUGCACUUAAAUUAGAUGGAAUCUGGAAGUGGGUUGACAACACACCAUUUAACACUACCUAUUGGAUGGAAGGUGAACCAAAUAACUUGAAUGACAAGUGUGUUGAGAUCUCACAGACGGCAUCAGACCCAUUGAAGAGUUGGAAGGCUGUACCAUGCACUUCAAAUUACUGGGUGUGUGAAAAACCGUCUACACCGUAGUCUAAUUAUAAUAGCUAAAUGUAAGCCCCUAUCUUAUAGAGUUGAGCUGGUUUUCCCUGUGUUAGGCUGAACCUGUUUUUGUUUCUAUGUAUAACUACAUUGAAAGACGUAUUUGAUGUCUUUAAAGAAACCUAGUAGGCUCUAACUAUGGUUUAUUUUUAUUUUUUCCAUAUGUAACAUUUUUACCAUAUUUUGCAAAUAACAAUUUAGCAUUUUAACAAUUUAAAUUUAACAAGAUACUGUUUUCAUUUAAGUUUUUGCAGUUAUCAAUCCAUUUAAAAUGCAGCAGUGUUAUUUUUGCUUCUAUUCUGUUCCAUAUGUACUGUGUUCAUUCUACUGAUUAAAUUAAUCUAUAUACUGUGAUGUGGAGAUUGAUGAUAUUUUUUUUAAUUUAAUCAAUUUUAGAAUAAAGCUGUAACUUAACAAAAUGUAGAAAAAGUCAAGGGGUCUGAAUACUUUCAGAAUGCACUGUAUAUACAGUGUUGUAUAUUUGCAUCCAUUCUGUUCCAUAUGUACCAUGUGUUCAUUCUACUGAUUAAAUACAUCUAUAUACUGUGA
Molecule: messenger RNA, 2239 nt
Organism: Salmo salar (Atlantic salmon)
Lineage: Eukaryota; Metazoa; Chordata; Actinopteri; Salmoniformes; Salmonidae
Molecular function (GO): protein binding
Source: RefSeq, a predicted model, not a curated record